AUGAAGGACGAGACGGGCAAUCCGAAAGCCACAAAACAAUAUCAGGCUCCACGAGCCACGAAAAAAGACCAGUCUAUGGCAGUCGCUAUCAACGCUAUUCGGCGGUUGGAGUCCAAGAUUGAGGACCUGACAACAGCCAUUAACACGCCCAAGCCUUCGUCUGCAUUGCCGUUUUCACCAGCACCAGCCAUGAUGGACCACCACUCGCCUAGCACCGUCUUCUCUCAACCUAACCCUGGAAGUCAUAUUGUAACCAUACCUCCGAACAACCUGCAGCGGAAUAGGCUAAGCAUACAUGAGCUUGCCAUGUCUCCACAGGUUGUUGGGACGUCUGCCAAGAGUCCGGUCCAUAUGCCUGAAGUUCACGGCGCGGUAGAUCUCUCUUUCAGCCAGCAUCGCGUCGCACUAUGGCCUGCUAUCAAGCAAAUCCUUCCAAGCGAUUUUGUCUCUGCUCGUGCCGAGCUUCCUGAAGACUACAUAGUCGACCGGGAAACAUGCCGACCGCCUCUACCGAUGCAUAUCGAUCGCCCGUAUGGCACGGAAUCAGAAAGUUGGCUGAUGAGCCUUCCACAAUCCGCAGUAAAAGGACUUGCGGAUGCUUACUUUGCUGUAUUUCAUCGCAAUAUGCCUGUUCUGGACAAGUACCACUUCUUCUCGAGCACACUAGGCAUGGCCAUGGAGAAAGAAUUUGGUUAUGACCUUGAAUCUGCCUUGGUGCUGAACGUAUUAGCUCUGGGCUGUCUAGCCGUCAAGGCUCACGAGGAAGGUGAUUUCGCUCUUACCUCUCGUCAAUGCUCUACAAGACGUGGCUUUAUACAGCCUGAGUGGUACGCGCUGAUUACAGACGAUCCACCAGGACUCAACUUCUUCAAUGAGGCAAGAAAGCGGCUUGGCUUUCUCAUGUGCCAAAACGAUUUGCAAGCAGGCCAGUUCUAUAUGCUCUCAACGCUCUAUUACGCACAGAUUCUGCGUCCUCUUGAUUCAUGGACUACUGUGAACAGGGCUGCGCUAUGCUGCGCGAGCAUCCUAGCACGUACUGACACGGUCGACUAUGAAACUUGGGAGGGCGACAUGCUCUCAAGGCUCUUCUGGUGCACAUUGAUGUAUGAGACGGUCAUCACACAGGAGCUCGAUCUUCUUCCCCACAGCGGAUUACUGGAAUACGAGCCUGACAUCCCUUUACCGAAGUUCGCGCAAUGUCCACGGCCUAAGACGUCCAUAUCAGGCCUACUCACCGACGAAAACGAUUCUUUGUUCAAUUUUCACUUCCUUGCUCAGGCUGCGCAUCGCAUCCUCCUAACACGUGUGAAGCAGAGCGUAUACACGUUUGCGGAAAAAGACAGCUACCCAAGCGCCAGCUUGACAGCGGAAAUGCAUCACCAGUUGGAGCAAUGGCGCGCGAACCUCCCGCCAUCACUCCAAUUCUCGGACCAAGAUGAUGCCAGCGACUCACCCAGCCCUGCACACGUGAUUGCCAAAGCGAUGUUACGCAGUCGCUACCUCGUCGCAAAACUCCACAUCGGUCGGCCAUUUCUGUAUAAAGCGCUACAUGCCCCAGCCUACACCAACGAAGCAGAGUAUGAUGAAGUGCGUAAGGGACUACGGGGUGGCAUGUACUGGCCAACGACCAUGGGGCUCUGCACGCAGAUGUUGUCGGCACUACCGAUAAAAUUCGGCUGGUGCUGUCAAUGCUUUGGACAGGUGCUCCUAUUCCAUGCAGUUGCACGAAGCCCGGACCCCAAACUACGGGAAACUCUGCCGGGGGGAUGGCGGGAGUGGGUGACCAUCAUGAUGACGCUGAUCGAGAGUUGCGCAAGGAGUAGUCCGGGUAUUGCCAAGGACUAUGAGCUGUUGCGUCUGCUGGACGCCUAA
Messenger RNA from Pyrenophora tritici-repentis Pt-1C-BFP, 1872 nucleotides. RefSeq names its product C6 zinc finger domain containing protein. Lineage: Eukaryota; Fungi; Ascomycota; Dothideomycetes; Pleosporales; Pleosporaceae. Gene Ontology annotation, biological process: DNA-templated transcription. Gene Ontology annotation, molecular function: DNA binding; zinc ion binding. The record is from RefSeq and is a predicted model, not a curated record.